Molecule: messenger RNA, 2514 nt
Organism: Leptosia nina
Lineage: Eukaryota; Metazoa; Arthropoda; Insecta; Lepidoptera; Pieridae
Source: the annotation of a GenBank genome assembly
AUGGUAGGUCACUCCGAGUCGAAAGGGGCUAGAAAGAGAGACAAGAGUGUGAGUAACGGUAACAAGCAGAGUCGAGGAGUCGCUACAUCAUUCGGCUUCAGGCGACGUCCUGCCAGCACCUCAAGAGCUGAUGAUAACGCGAGGAAGAAGAAAUCUCAUGAUAAGAAUGGAAAUGGGGGUUCAACCGAAGAGUUACGAGCCGAGGAGGUCUUGUCAGGUCGAUCAACACCAUUGGCUAGACCACGAAAGGAGACAUCAGGACAACCGCUUAGAACGAAUCGGUUCGGUUUCAGGCAGCAGCAUAACAAAACAGCGAAGGUAUCCGACGUAAGCCUAACUGCUGAACAGGCGUUCGCACCACCUAAGGAUAAGGAAGCCAACAUAAACAACAACUUUGAUAAGAAAAGUACAAAUGCCUACAACCUCCCUUCCUUUGCUACUCAAGUAUCAGCAAGUGGAGUCACUAAUAUAGUCGGAGCCCAGGGUGUGCCUAAACCCGUAACCAAGCAGACCGUCAUCUUGACGUAUCAAGCACAACAACAACAACAUCCACAGGAUGGCAGAAAACCGCCGAAAGCUGAAACGCCCAGUGUGCGAAGCGCAAUUGCAACCCGACCGCCCGCCAUCGAUCCUCAGAAGCCUCCAGGAAAAUAUACUUUCCAAACAAAUCAGCUACCUCGGCCGCAAUAUCCAGCUGUAAAGACUAUAGAUACAAAAUCUGCUAAACAGGUCGUCAAUAACAACCGGAAGGCGAGUGCGGACGGCUGGCGAGAAGGUGCAGGAUCCGCUGUGUCCAGCGACUCUGGGGUGUGGACAGGGUGUGAGGGCGGGGAAGAACUAUCCCCCCGCUCGCGACGAAGACCACGUAAUUUGGAGAUGGUGAUGCGUGGCUCCCAUAACUUUCAUCUUCGGGAGUUACAAGUCGCCGAUCUGGAUAUUAUGGACGACGCUGUUAUCACGGGCCACGCAGUAAUCCCACUUCCAAAGCUACCGAGUUCCUUCACUGAAUCAUCCCCAGAAGUCGAACCGGCUCCGUUCAUACCUUCCCCAGUCGCUCCAAAACCGACUCCUGUCAAAGAACCUCAAAGCUCCCCCAUGUCAACGCUAGAACGCUACAGAACCAGGACUAGGCCUUCUAGGAUCAGCACCAUGGAGUACAAGAAUGAAGAAAAGUUUGUGUUAGAUAGAACCCAGCCAGAAGUAUUGACUAAGCAGUCAUCAUUUGUAAAGUCAUCAAGUGGAAAAACAUCUCCUACCGUGGAUUCAUCAAAAGAGUCCAGCCCAUCUUGCAAGAGCGAAGAAAGCCAUUUUGGUAAUAGUAGUGCAUGGCAGAGUCACGCUGCUGGAGAAGCAAUGGCUAAUAGGUCUCAAGAUGAUGUAUCGUUAGCUUUAAGUGUAUCGAGUUGUGAGGAGGAUAAGUCUAAAUUUGAAGUAAAAGAGCUACCUAAACCAGAGCCUGAAGUCCCGAAGAAAACUAUUGUUAUCAUGGAUGAACCUCCACAUCCGCUUCUGAUGAAAUCACUAACUUUGAGUCAACAUGAAGCAUUGAGGACCUCUAUGAUGGGUUCAAUGACAAGUUCAAACUACAGUACAACAAGCACAUGCACAAACCAAAGCAACGGACACAACACAUUAACGCUCACACUAGAAGAAUCUAAAUUCGACAUGUCCGUUCUGGAAGCUUCAACACAAAGUUUACUUGACGACGAGACCUCGCCAGCUGAUUCUCUCAUAUCUUCCACGAGUACCAGUGACUCAAACAAUGAACUACACGGAACAGAGGCGCCCUCUAUAUCCAGUGCAUAUCAGACGGCAAACACCAAGACAAGAUCACCAGAUCCCAUUGUGGAAGAAGAUGAUAGCAUUGAUGGUGAAGCGCUGCCGGCUGUUAAGGAAAUAAGUGAAGGUGCGUCCAGCUCAGGCAGUGGCAGUAAAAAUGUAACACCUCCCUCCCCGGGUACUCCUACGCACGCAUCUGGUUCACUGUCACUGUCUGAUGGUCGUGACUUCUUCGAUGAUGAAAUCGCCGACCAGCCCGCGUUACUCUUCAGAAAAAAUAACCACGGUAGUCCAUCCGUAAAGCGUGCGGAUUCAGAUGUUGGUAAGCAGAUGAGAAGAUCACGUGACCACGUCGCAUCCAGUCCGUUGGCACGAAGGAGUUCCAAACUCAUUGGAAAUCGGAAUCCAAAUGAAAGAACAGCAUCCUUGGAUACACUGUCCAGCCUUGCGUCAGACGAUCUGAUGAUGGACAAUGAUUUGGCGCAGUCAAUAACCAGUUUGCAAAGUGUAGAUGAUUAUAUUGAGAGACUGGACAGUUCACUUCGUAGCGGCCUAAACUCCCUGGACGAAAAGCAACUGCGACAGGAGUUAUCAUCAUCAAAAACCGCGAUACGACAGUGGAGUCAACUAUUAGAGAAGAACAAUAUCCUAGAUCGACAAUUAGCUGCUAUGGCUCAAGGAAAAUCAACAGAAUCGCUCGCUGGAAGUACUAGCAGUCUUACUAAUCUGGGGUAA